AUGCCGACCCAAAACGGCCCCGUUUCAUUUUGCACGGAAAAUGGAGACAACGGGACUCAGAGCCCUAAACGCCAUUACCUCAUCGUCUUUACUUCACCUCCGACGCAGAGCUCCGACUCUCCUCCGCCGCGCUAUUUUCUCCGUUCAUCGGAAGCAAUACUCAUCCCAAUUUCCCCUCUCCCUUCUCUCUCCCAGCUUAUCCCCGCUUGCUCUUCAUCUGAUAAGUUUCGAGCAGAUGCAUUGCCGAAUGGAUUUGGUGGGGAAGCGAGCAAAGCUCCGGCGAACAAAGAAUUUCUUCAAGUGGUUCUAGUUUCACCGCAGAUUCCGGGAAACACAGGAUGCACCGCUCGCACUUGUGCUGCGACAAAUGUCAAAUUGCACUUAGUUGAGCCAUUAGGGUUCCAGAUUGACGAUGCAAAGGUAAAGCGAGCUGGACUCGAUUACUGGCCGUAUGUGGUUGUGAAGGUGCAUAGUUCAUGGUCAGAGUUUCGGGAAUACUUCAAGAAACAGGAUGGUGAAAAGAGGUUACUAGCGUUUACAAAACGAGGGACACAAACCCAUUCAGAAUUUACGUAUAGGAAGGGCGAUUGGCUUGUAUUCGGCUCGGAAACUAGUGGAUUGCCGCCCGAUGCACUGCUCGACUGUAAGAGCGAAUCGCUAGGUGGCGGUACGAUUCGAAUUCCAAUGGUUGAAACAUACGUUAGGUGUCUGAAUCUAUCUGUGAGCGUCGGCAUUGCUUUGUACGAAGCUUCUAGACAGCUUAAUUACGAGCAGCUUCUAGAAGAUUCGUCUGAGCCUUGUAUCGAUAGUGAGGCAUCUUUUUUAACUGAAGACAUUUUUGCCUGAGUUAGUUUAGUUCUUUUAUUUGUACCGAAAAAAGGGAAUAUUUUUUAUUUUAUUUAUUACAUGUUUGAGUACACCUGAAAAUUUUGCAGAAAAUCUGGUUUCUGUGUUGACA
Erythranthe guttata (spotted monkey flower) is the source of this 958-nucleotide messenger RNA. RefSeq names its product tRNA (cytidine(34)-2'-O)-methyltransferase (gene AGL26). The record is from RefSeq and is a predicted model, not a curated record. Gene Ontology annotation, molecular function: RNA methyltransferase activity; RNA binding. Gene Ontology annotation, biological process: wobble position ribose methylation. NCBI's taxonomy places the organism in Eukaryota, Viridiplantae, Streptophyta, Magnoliopsida, Lamiales, Phrymaceae.